Molecule: messenger RNA, 3670 nt
Organism: Scleropages formosus (Asian bonytongue)
Lineage: Eukaryota; Metazoa; Chordata; Actinopteri; Osteoglossiformes; Osteoglossidae
Gene: nlrc3
Product: NLR family, CARD domain containing 3
Exons: 20
Coding region: 177-3572 (1131 amino acids)
Biological process (GO): regulation of apoptotic process
Molecular function (GO): protein binding
Source: RefSeq, a predicted model, not a curated record
UUUUCAUAGAGCACAGCGAAGCCAUUUUUUAGAAGAGACCGAUCACUAUUUCUUCAAAUCUUCAGCUGAAACUCCUUCACCAAAACCACCUGUUUUGUUCUUUCAUCAACCACUAGAUUGUUCAGCAUGGCUCAGCUGUCAUUUUGGAUGCUGUGUAGAGUUUGAAACCCAGUACAAUGGAGGGAGAGGCACUGAAAGACUCCAUCUUCGACUGCAAUAAGCGGAUACCAUGGGAAGAGGACUGCUAUGUAGAUCUUCAGUCUAAUACCUGUCACCCUUACACAAAGAUAAAAAUAGAGGGUUUUUGGAUACACAAGCAUCGGAAGCAACUGAUGCACUGUAUUUCAGGCCCGUUUCUUGACAAUGCCAUAACUCACUUAAGAAAACUGAACCUGCUUACGCUGGAAGAAGUCCUGCAUAUUCAAUCACUGGGGCAACUGCAGGAAAAGGUGUGCAUGUUUAUUAAUAUCUUGGCCAACAAAGGUCUGGAAGGAUCUGAAACGCUACAGGCCUUCUUUCAGAAAACAAACACCCAGCUCUAUGGACUCAUUACACUGCAAGAACCAAUAAUACAGAAGCACACAGAAGUCCUACAGAGCCGCUAUGGAGAAUGGAGUCCAGGCCUAUUAUCCACAUGUCCAAACUUGUAUAGCUAUUCCAACUUGCUGAUAGUGGAGGGACUUACGGACCUGCAGCAGAAGGAACAUGACAUUGUACAGAUUGAGACCACCAAAGGGACAUGGAGACACAACACUAUACAGUUGCCUAUGGACAAACUCUUGCAGCCUCUCACACGUGUUAGCAUGCCUCCACGCAUCCUGCUCACAGUUGGAGUGGCUGGCAUCGGGAAGAGUACCUUGGUCCGGCACUUUGUCCAGCAGUGGUAUACAGGCAAGAUCUGCCAAGAUGUGAAUUUUGUCUUCCCCUUCAACUUCUGGGAGCUGAAUGCUUAUGAAAAACUAUCAGCGGAACGGCUAAUUAAAUUGGCUUACCCUUAUGUAACUGAUAUAAGCCAUGUCUUCAACAGUGAUACUCGAAUUCUUAUCAUCUUUGAUGGUUUGGAUGAGUUCAGAUGUUCACUAGACUUCUCUGAAGCACUGCCUUGUACUGACCCAAAGAAGGAUGUCCCAGUGGACAACUUGAUUACUAACAUAAUUCGAGGUAACAUUUUCCCUGAAGCUUCAAUAUGGCUGACCUCCAGGCCUAAUGUUGCUGCCCAAAUACCUGGAGGCCUUGUGGACAGAAUGACUGAAAUACCGGGACUAAGGCACAAGGAAAUACAACAGUUUCUCUGUCACAUGUUCCAAGACAGAGGUCUGCACAACCAAAUAUGGAGUCAUAUAAAGUCCAACAAGAUCUUUCUUGUCAUGUCUUAUAUUCCCUGCAUUUGUUGGAUUUUAGGCUCUACACUUAGUUUCCUCAUAAGACACAAUAUACAGGACAGUCUGCCCCGGACAUGGACUGAGGUCUAUUCGUAUUUUUUUAAGAUGAUCGUGGAGGAGGGCUCAAGGGACAAGGAACCUCUAAAAAUAGAGCAGGCCUAUGGAAGCAACCGGAGGCUUAUUAGCAGUUUAGGGAAGAUGGCAUUCUAUGGGCUAAUCAAACGAAAGUACAAUUUUAAUGAACAAGACAUGAAGGCCUAUGGGAUUGAUCUGCCUUCACUUCAAGGAAAUCUGUGUAGUCGUAUUCUGAUCAAAGAGGAGUCGACUGUAUGCAUAGCAUACUCCUUCAUACACCUCACUGUGCAGGAGUUUUUGGCAGCCACUUUCUAUUACACAGCCUCUAAACGGGCCAUCUUUGAUCUCUUUACAGAAAGUGGUAUGUCAUGGCCCAAGAUAGGAUUCCAUAAUCACUUCAAAAGUGCUGUACAGCGUUCACAGCAAUCUGAGAAUGGCCAGCUGGAUAUGUUUGUACGCUUCCUGUCGGGCUUGUUAUCUCCAGUAGUGGUCAAGCCUCUGUCUGGGCUAUUGCUGUUGGCCAAGGAAGAGAACAGCGUCUACCGAAUGGCAGCAACAGCCUUCCUGCAGAACCUGCUCAGCUCUGGUGGUACUGUCUCACUUUGGGCUGUCAACAUGGUCUAUUGCUUGCAGGAGCUGCAGCACAUAGAGCCCACACGCAAUGUGGAGGAGAGCCUCCGCACAGGCAGUCUGGCUGGCAAGCUGACACUGUGCAACUGUUCAAUCCUUGCCUACCUUCUUCAGGUGUCAGAGGGGUGUGUUGAAGAAACUAAUCUCUCUGGAUGCCUUAACUACACGGUUGUAAAGAGCCUUCUGCCACAGCUACUCUACUGCAGUAAUCUUAGACUUGAAAACAACAAUUUUAAAGAUGAUGUCAUGGAAUUGUUUGGCAGCUUACUUAGUGCAAAGGACUGUCACCUUCAGAAAAUCAGCCUGGCAGAGAAUUCCAUCAGUAACAAAGGAAUCAAGGCCAUUAGCAGAUCCUUGAUGGUGAACAGAAGCUUGACUUCUCUUGACCUUCGCAGCAAUAACAUUGGUCCCAAAGGAGCCAAGUCUCUCGCUGAAGCUCUGAAAAAUAAUAAUGUGCUGGUUUCAAUCAGCCUGCAGAACAACAUUAUUGAAGAUGAAGGGGCUAAAGCUAUGGCAGAGGUUCUGCAGUCCAACCGCAAGCUGGUCGUUCUAAACUUGCAGAAGAAUGCUAUUGGUGCAGAAGGAGCAAGGAGCAUUGCAGAGUCGCUGCAAAGAAACCAGACUCUUAGAGAGCUAAUCCUGUCUAGCAACCAGCUUGGGGAUAAGGGGGUGGCAGCUCUUGCCCAGGCCCUGGUGGUGAACCACAGCCUCAUUACCCUUCACCUCCAGAGUAACUCCAUAAGCAACAAAGGGGUGACAGCACUGACAGCAGCACUCCAAGUCAACAAAGGGCUCACAGAUCUAAAUCUGCGUGAGAACUCCAUUGGGGUACAAGGAGCCAAGGAAAUUGCUAAGGCACUACAAGCAAAUAACACCCUGAGAAAUUUAGAUCUGACAGCAAAUUUGUUGCAUGAUGAUGGUGCAAAGUCAAUUGCAAGGGCAGUGAAAGUCAACUGUGCUCUUACGUCACUUCACCUACAGUGGAACUUCAUAAAGUGUAAAGCUGCUCAUGCCUUAGCUGAAGCAUUAAUGGACAACAACACUCUACAACUCCUUGAUCUCCAGGAAAAUGCCAUUGGUGAUGAAGGAAUGAUAGCGCUGGCCAGAGCCUUGCGAACCAACACAGCUCUCCACGCACUCUUUCUCCAAGGUGUGUCAGUGGGGAAAAAUGGGGCUAUUGCUCUGGCUGAAGCUCUAGGUGUCAACAAAAGUCUGCAAACCCUCGAUCUCCGUGGGAACUCAAUAGGAAUGGAGGGAGCCAAAGCCUUAUCAAAUGCACUGAAGGCGAACAGUAGCCUACGAGUGUUAAAUUUGCAGGAAAACUCUCUUGGAAUGGAUGGAGCCAUCUUCAUAGCCACAGCCCUGACUAGGAGCCACCAGCUCACCUACAUUAACCUCCAAGGAAAUCGCAUUGGAGAGUCAGGGGCCAAGGUAAUCUCGGAUGCUAUUAAAACGCAAUCUCCAGGUUGCACGGUGGACAUAUAACAGCCUCUGGACAAGUGAAGAGUGAAGUCUACAAAAGCCAAGGUCAUGUCAACAUCAGGACUGUUUCGCUAACAGAUGCAUAUAUAUAAUAUAUAUAA